Molecule: messenger RNA, 797 nt
Organism: Scylla paramamosain (green mud crab)
Lineage: Eukaryota; Metazoa; Arthropoda; Malacostraca; Decapoda; Portunidae
Product: keratin-associated protein 19-2-like
Exons: 3
Coding region: 220-468 (82 amino acids)
Source: RefSeq, a predicted model, not a curated record
CCCCCCCCCCCCCUCCCAUCAUCCCCUGCUCACUCACCCUGGCCGCGGGCACAAGUGAAGGGAAGUGAUUGCUUACUAGUAUAUAUACAAGUCACAACUGCCCGGGUAUAUGCAGUGAAGUGACUUACCUCUCCCUGCUUCACUCUUCCUCUCCGCUGUUCUCACCCACUCCGGCACCUGCCUUUGCCGCCCACUCUUGUUUUUACUCCUGCCGCAACCAUGAAAGUCUUGGCUCUUUGUCUGAUGGUGGCACUGGUGGUGGUCUCUGCUCUCGCCGUCCCCUCGCCCUCCCCAAAUCCUUCUUAUGGUUACGGAUACGGAGGAUAUGGAGGUGGAUUCGGACGCGGCUUCGGCCAUAGGUUCGGACAUGGGUUCGGACAUGGUCGAGGUUUCGGCCGAGGUUUCGGAUUUGGCGGCUUCGGCGGGUAUGGAUACGGACGCGGCUAUGGAUAUAGGGGAUACUGGUGAAUGAGUGCGUCCCUUCGGGAAUAUAGAAACCAGUGUGUCCUUCGCCUCCUCGAAUGAAAUGUACCUGCAGUGAUCAGCGAGCAAAAUCAUGACCAUUCUUGCAUUUAAAGUAAUGGCUUCCGUAGCUGGCAGUUAUCAUUUCAUCAAUGGAAUUAUGCUAUAUUUAGUCUUCUUUGUUUUUCUUUUUCUCCUUCUCCUGCUGUAAUCUAGUGGGUAAGUUAAGCGUUAGCAAGACUUUGAAAGCAGUAAACGUAUAUACCUGUUCCACCUUUCCGCUUCCACAUAAACAAAAGAAUGUUAAGUAUUCACUAUUAAAAAAUCACAUAGAA